Molecule: messenger RNA, 4282 nt
Organism: Cryptomeria japonica (Japanese cedar)
Lineage: Eukaryota; Viridiplantae; Streptophyta; Pinopsida; Cupressales; Cupressaceae
Product: mediator of RNA polymerase II transcription subunit 15a
Exons: 11
Coding region: 267-4076 (1269 amino acids)
Biological process (GO): regulation of DNA-templated transcription
Molecular function (GO): transcription coactivator activity; chromatin DNA binding
Source: RefSeq, a predicted model, not a curated record
UUCAUAGAAAUCAACAGGUGUUAAUUGACUGUUGUCAGGCACUUUAAUUCUCCUUUCGUUUUUAUGUUGCACCUGCUUUCUUCUUUCCAAAAUUUGGAAAGGCUCGAAGAGAAUUUUACAGAAUUUCUACAUUUGUACCCAAUUCAAUCCUGUGAUACAUAUGUUUGUUUUCUAUUCCCACAAAUUUGUCCCAAUUCAUGCACAAGAACUUCAGCUGACAAAGGGCCCUGCAAAUUACUUACGCAAACCAAUACAAUAAUUCUCUCAUGGAACACAGCAGCUGGAGUCUCGCCCCUAAUGCCAGAAGCAAGAUGGUUACAAAGAUAAUGGAUACUCUUCAAAAACACAUGCCUGACAGAGGUCCUGAAGGCAUGGAUGAUCUGAAAAAGAUUGCUUUGCGGUUUGAAGAGAAGAUUUACUCUGCUGCUGCAGACCAGCAAGAUUAUCUACGGAGAAUUUCUACAAAGAUGAUAUCGUUGGAAACAAAAAGCCAGGUUUCUCAAGGGAAUACUUUGCCAAUUAUUUCUGCUGGUAGCAGCCAGAAGCCUCUGGAUCCUGGACCUAUGAUAUCAUCACAGCUGCGAAACCCAUCACAAACAUUAGCAAAUGAUUUUCCACUGACUGGUCAAUCUCAAUUGCAACAGCAGCUACAACAAAAUCUUCCAAACAGCAUGAGUGCAGGUGGAAUGCAGAGUGCAGCUCCCUUGUCAUCUGCCAUGUCUCCAGUUUCAAGCUUAUCUCAAAGUACAGGUGGACAGUGUUUUGGCACUCAAAAUGCAAUACUCAAUUCCACAGGCCAAGGUUUAGCUCAAAAUGCUCUUCUUGCAAAUGCUCAGAGGCAGAUGCAAACAAGGCAACAGCAACAUCAGCAGCAAGUGAUUCAACAACAACAGUCACAGGUCCAACAGCAACUCUUACAGCAGAAACAACAUGCUAUUUUGAAACAGAGGCUUCAACAACAGUCACAACAUGGACCAUCAAUGCUUCUGCAGAAGCAGCAACAUUUUCAGCAGCCACAGCAACAAUUUCAGCAUCAACAGCAACAUAUUCAGAACCAACAACUUGUGCAACAAAAUCAGCUCCCAACUUCACAACAGUCUAUCCUGCAACAAGUACAACCACCAUCUCUUCAAUCAACUCAACAAUCACUCAUGCAGCAUUCUCAGUCAUCUGUUUUACAAUCUGCUCAACAAACAGUCCAACAACAAACUCAACCAUCCUCUUUACAACAAACUUCUUCGUCCCUCCUACAGAAGCACCAGCAACCUGUUGUCAGACAUCAGCAGCCACAACAAGCUGUUACACAACAACCAUCUAUUCUUCAGCAACAACCACCUUCCCUUACUAAUGUUUCAGAUAUGCAGCAGCAGCAGCAGCAACAACAACUACAGCAGCUUCUGCAAGCCAAGAAUGCUCAACAUCAACAAACACAGCAAGCAUCAUCAUCCUUGUUACCAUCACAGUCAGAGCAGUUGCAGCAACAGACACAACAGCAGCAACUCCUCUCCAAGCUCCAACCUCAACCUCAGCAAUUGCAACAGCAGCAACCAGUGCUAUUGCAGCCAAAUCUGACACAGCAGGAACUUCAGCCAAGGCUUCACAGUUCUUCUGUUUUAUUGCAGCAGCAGCAACAAAAUUCUAUUGAACAGCAAAAGCAGUUGUUACAGUUUCAAUCCCGUAUGAUGUCAGAUGCUGCUACAACAAAUAUGGAGUCAUUAGCUCAAACAGGACAAACAACUGUUGUUGAGAUGCAGGAGAGGAUUUAUCAGAGGAUGCAAGUUCUCAAGGAAAUGUAUCUUCCGGAAUUACAAGAGUUGUACCAAAAGCUUCAUAUGAGAUCUCAGCAGGCUAUGCCUCGUGAUCAAUUGGCUAAGCUUCAGCAGUACAAAGAUUCGGUGAAUGGUUUCAUUCGAAUUAUUCAACAUCCAAGGGGCAGUAUUCUAGCAACAACAAAAGAAGAAAAGGUAGAUGCCUUUGAGCUGAAAAUUAAAACCAUACUAAGCCAAGCUAGGUUAAGAAGACCUGCAUUGCAACAAGAAGGACAACAGCAAAUUCCACCUCAGACAGGAAUUCAGGUGCAACCUAUUCAGCAGUCGCAACUUCAAAUAUCUCAGAUGCAACAAGAGAAGCAUGUUAACCAUCUCCAACAGAUGAAUUCACAGGUUCCAAUGACAUCAAUGCAAUCAAACACUGUGCCACCUAUUCAGCACAGUUCCUCACAAAUGAUGCUUCAGUCUGGUCUUCAAACAUCACAACAAAAUAUCCAAACUGCAAUGCAAUCUGUGGGCAAUCUAAAUUCAACACAGGGAUCUGGUUUAGGCACCUUUCAGCAGAGUUCAGUUAGCUCCCUUCAACAUAAUAAUAAUAAUAAUAGUUAUACUCUUCAGCAAAACAAUUCCGCGAUUCAGCAGAAUAGCAUCAACUCCGUGCAGCAGAGUGGGAUCAGCACUUUACAAAACAAUAUAAAUCCUGUACAAUCGAAUGUCAAUGCUUUAAAUCACCAAGCAAUGAAACAAGAGAUGUUACAAGUACAGCGGAAGAUUAUUCUAGCACAACAGCAGCAACAACAACAGCAGCCACUGCAUCAAAGUCAACAGUUUCGGCAACAACAUUUACAGCAGUUACAGCAGAAGCACCAACAAGCUGCUCAUCUGCAGGCUCAGUUCCAGGCACAACAAAUGCCACAACUUCCACAAAUUAAUGAUAUGAGCAAUGAUGUAAACUUAAAGCUAAAACAGACUGCCACUGUUAAGCAAACAUUAAUGCAGCAAAAUCAUUCAUUAGCUCAGCGUACAGUUUAUCAACAACAGCAGCAGCUGCUGCAGUUUAAGACAGGGACAUCACUUUCUGUCUCUUCAUCACCACUCCUCUCGACUGCUUCUCCUCAAGUCUCCCAGCAAUCCUCUCCACAAAUAGGUCAGCAAAAUUUAGUCACAUCAUCAGUUCAAGUUCAGCCUGCUAAAGUUGGAACUCCCUUGCAGCAGAUGACCUCAGAAGAUGCUGAAAAACAAUCGUCAGCACUUUCUUCAAUUUCAAAUGUUGGAUGUGGUCAGGGAGUUCAGCAGACAGCUACUGCAAUAGCUAUUGGUGCACCAGGAAUUUCUGCUUCACCUUUAUUAGAUGGUUUUUCGCCUACCCAUCCUCACAAUGUUGUCAACCCGGAGCAAACCAUUUCAGCUGGGCUUCUUAUCGAAGACAAGUCAAGUACAGAGGAACCCCCUUUUGAGCGCUUGAUAAAAGUGAUAAAUAAAAUGUCGCAUAAGGCCCUAGCUUCUGCUGUGAAUGACAUAGGCUCAGUAGUAAGCUUGAUGGAUAGGAUGGCUGGAUCUGCACCAGGAAAUGGUUCCAGAGCUGCUGUUGGGGAGGAUCUCGCUGCUAUGACAAAGUGUCGUUUGCAAGCAAGAAACCUAAUGUCUCAGGAUGGCAAUGCUGCAACAAAGAAAAUGAAGCGCCAUAUGAAUUCCAUUCCUCUAAGUACUGUAUCUUCAGGUGGAACUGUAACCAACAGUUUCCAACAAUACAAUAACGAAGAGUCACUAGAGAUAAAGUCAACAGCAACUUCCAGAAUAAAGAGGCCAAGAUUGGAGAUGAGCCAUGUUCUCCAAGAUGAAUUACAAGAAAUAUAUCAACAAUUGAUCGAUACUGCAGUUGAGAUCAGUGAAGAUGAUGAUGAUGCUGCUGCACUUGCAGCUGAAGGGAGAGAUGGGGUUGUGCUAAAAUGUUAUUAUAAUGCAAAAGCAUUGAGCCCAAACAUGAAACCAUGCUAUAGAUUGUCUCAAAUGACACCUAUUUCGCCACUUUGUCUACUCAUUCCAGUAGAUUAUCCAAAUAGCUCUCCUGUACUUCUGGACAAAGCUCCCACUGGAUCAUGUAAGGAAUAUGUGGAUCUCUCAUCUAAAGCAAGAGCAAAGUUCCAUGCAGCUGUGCGGACCCUCCCACAACCAAUGUCAAUAUUGUCACUGGCAAGAACCUGGGAUGUGAGUGCUCGGAGCACAGUAGUUGAAUAUGCUCAACAAAGUGGAGGAGGGAGUUUCAGCUCAUGUUUUGGUACAUGGGAAAGUUGUACAAAUGCUUGAGAAUUCUUCAUUUAAUUGUUAUAAAGUAUAUUUUUAUGUAUCAUAUAUAUAAGUGAUUGUAAUCCUCAUGUCUUUCAAAAUGAUCAUCUAGUUGAUAUUAUAGCCUGGUUUAAAAUGCAUGGAAGGAAACAGCAAGACAAUUAACUGUUUUCGGGGAAAUGUGAAAUGAUUAUAACCAACCUAAUGUGAUAUGGUACUGUUGAACA